This is a messenger RNA of Choloepus didactylus (southern two-toed sloth), 654 nucleotides long. Its product is annotated as lysine-rich arabinogalactan protein 19-like. The transcript is spliced from 2 exons. NCBI's taxonomy places the organism in Eukaryota, Metazoa, Chordata, Mammalia, Pilosa, Megalonychidae. Bases 1 to 654 code for a protein of 217 amino acids. The record is from RefSeq and is a predicted model, not a curated record.
AUGGUGGUUCCGGAGCGCAGCGCCGAUCCCACACGUUCUCUCUCGGCCCCAUAUAUCCCUUCCCCACUCCGCGGGCCACCGACUAGGCCCGACCCCACUGCGGAUCUCACCCCGAUCGCUCCGACCCACCUCGCGGCUGUUACCGGGAAGAGGCCCGGGAAAGCCCCGGAAGCGAAGCCGCGGGCCCGAGGGAGCGCCCCCGGGCGCCUGCCACGCCUCCCGACCCGGCGGCGCGGCCCGGGCCCGGCCCCGCACCUGAGGCGGCCCGCGUUCGGGGCUCGCCCCUCAUGGCCGACGCGGGCGCCCGGCCCGGCCCCGGCCUCCUCACAGGCCCCCACCCCGCCUCACCUCGAGCCUCCCAGGGACCGACGGCGGCACCCGCGCCUCGUCCCGCCCGCACGCUCGCCCGGCCCCGCGCUGCAGUGGAGACCGCGGCGGAGGCGGCCCGACCGUCACGUGCCUCGGAACCAAGAGGCCUGGACGUCCGCUGCCGCCGCUGCGCGAGCGACGCCGCCGCAGGACGCCCGGCCCCGCGCCCGCCCCUCGCUCCGGACUGGCCGCGGCGGGCGCCAAGUCCCGCCCCCAUGCACGAGAACCGGGAUCCGGUUGGCCAGCGUGGCCGUCGCUCUGGGCUCCUUCCCAGACGCCCCCUAG